Messenger RNA from Ruditapes philippinarum (Manila clam), 1115 nucleotides. Its product is annotated as cyclin-D1-binding protein 1 homolog. Gene Ontology annotation, biological process: regulation of cell cycle. The record is from RefSeq and is a predicted model, not a curated record. Gene Ontology annotation, cellular component: nucleus. The transcript has 9 exons. NCBI's taxonomy places the organism in Eukaryota, Metazoa, Mollusca, Bivalvia, Venerida, Veneridae. The coding region runs from base 76 to 588 and encodes 170 amino acids.
AAUCUUGGUUAUGUGGAUGCUUGGUCAUGCUCUUUAAACUUAUUUUCAAAAGCGUCUGUUUACCAGUGAGUAAUCAUGGCAGAAAGGAGUGGUGAAACUUGUUCAAGUAUUUGGAAGUCUUUGCUGGAAAAUCUGACGAGUGUCAUUGAUCAGAUACAGGAUGGUGAAGGAAAGUCAACUGUGCCAGAUGAUUUUAACUACAAAGCCUACUGGAAAAAACUGGGUGAUGUUUUCAAAGCGGUUUCACAUGAAGCUACAAAGUUAUCGCUGGCGUACUCCAAACCUCCUGUACCAUCUAAUGAAGAGUGUGAAAGUUUACUAGCUUCAGUCGAGAAAACAAUUCUUGCUCUUCUUCAUGUUUACAGUAACUUACCAAAAUGUGCAGGUCUAACAUUACGAAAGACUAUCAAAUUGUCAGUAAGACAGUUAGUGGAAGGUAUAAAAACACUGGCAGAAACUAUUCAGAAGUACAGUGCUGGAUCUAACGAGCAGUUACAUCAGACAGGAAUUGUUUGGGAAGAAAGUGAUAGAUUUUCUAAAUUACCACAGGAUAACCGAUCAGCCGUUCUUUAUUGUGAUAGAGAAUAAUAUACCAAUGGUGGAUGAUGCUCAUAGUGAACUUACUGAGGCAUUAAACAAUGAUGAAGAUGAUGAUGGAUUAGAUCAGUUUUCUAGGAAUCUCUGAUUCAAGAUCACAAAAUGAUCAACAGUGGUCAGAAAUGGAACAAAAAUGUUAUACAAUAUUGUUUAGGACUCAUUAAAUGUUCCAAAUCUUUGUUAAAAAAGACAAAAUCAGCUGUGAAAACUAACGGAAACUGUGAGAGUGAGGAAUGUAUAUCACAGUUAGACGAUGUGGCAGAUCGGGUGGAGAGAUUAAGUCCAGUAGUGGACGAUCUAGCUUCCUGUGUUUACCCGCCCCUCAAUAGUUCUGUUGUACAUGAAAAGGCGUUAGAACUUGGAAGAGUAAAUAGAGAACUUCUCGACUUUUUAAGACAUAGUCAUGUGACAGGAGAAGAUGAUAAAAAGUGGCUGGACUUCCUGGUGAAAGCUAACUCACAUAACCUUAUAAAACUUACAAGUUUAAUGCCCCUUCUUUAAAAUCUAUUCAUUACUUU